Messenger RNA from Apiotrichum porosum, 1470 nucleotides. RefSeq lists its product as uncharacterized. The transcript has 4 exons. The coding region runs from base 1 to 1470 and encodes 489 amino acids. The record is from RefSeq and is a predicted model, not a curated record. NCBI's taxonomy places the organism in Eukaryota, Fungi, Basidiomycota, Tremellomycetes, Trichosporonales, Trichosporonaceae.
AUGGUAUACGAGGCCAAUCGCUCCUCCACGACCUCGGGCUCCCCUUCCACCUCGGCAGGCUUUGGCCUCCUCGACGACGUCCCACCUGCGUACGAUUCAAUCUCAGAGUCUGUCUCCGUCACGGGCGGUCCCUCUCGCGGCUCCAACUAUCCCCUCAGCAUCAGCCCCGAUGGAGUUGGUUCGUCGUCGGCUGCGGCGGCUCCCCCAAGCCGCCAGUGGCCAGAGACCAUGGACCUCCUGUUCGCAGGCCCGCCGCAUGCCGAACCCAUGAUCACGCGCGAUGCCAUCGACGCCGGCCCCGAAAUCGAGAUGCGCGUCGUCGGCGGUCGCAACGAGAGCUGGGACCCAAAGCUCAAUGACCUGUCCACUCGCCAACAGACGGUUAUUGAAAACGGCGUGCCCCGCUCCGUUCAAGCUGGUACCACUUACCAGGUCACCGACUUUGACUUUUUUAUCAACCUGGGUCCCGUCUAUGACCACCCAGAGAACAAGGCCAAUGUCGCGCUCUUCGCGACGCGCCCCCAUAUUCCUGCGUACCGCGGUUCCCUGUCCAAGACGUACGGCCGCCCCGCGCCACCUGGUGCCGGCGCUCUCAUCUCUGGCAUGACCGGACGCAAGGCCAACAGCACCGAAGUCUCCAUGUGGGACCGGUGGGGACAGAACCUCUACACCCGCGGACGUGCGCCGUGGACGCCCAUCGAGGGCAACGAAGAACUGUUCGCCGAGGGCAGCGUCGCUCCCGGUCGUAUCGCGCUGGGUACGCGUCCAGGUACCGCCGGCACCGACGAAGAGGCCCUCCUCGGAUCAACCACUCACGGCGAAGACCACCACGAGCGUCUCUUGCGGGCGUGGUGUGAGCAGUACUGCUCCGACCCAGGAUGGCUCAAGAGCUUUACCCUCACCAAGAAUGUAUGGGGCUGGGAUCGUGAGAACCUGCGUACAGCGAUUGAGCGUGCCAUUAUCUCGGCAGGAUACCAGCCCACCGCCAACAUCCGCAUCAUGAUCGAGCUUGAACAGCAACAGGUGGUUAUUCGCCCCGCGAACCGUCUCGUCGAGGCCAUCUACACUCCCAUCGUCUUCUUCUUCCUGGUCAUCACACUCAUCUACCCCAUCAUCUGGAUCUGGCAGCGCUGGAACCGUUACGGCGGUGGGCCAUACUCGGUCGCCACAGCCACAUACGGCAUGAAGGUCUACCCUCCGCUCCCUGCGACGUUCAGGCAGGAGACCAUCGAGAUGGCCCGCGACCGUCUCCCGGCCAUGUUCAAGCUUCACCCAGAGGUGCCCCGUAACCCCCUCCUGCUCCACGGCCCCAAGGGUAUCCACUACCUUCUCGGACGUCGCGAGGGCGAGUGGUUCCGCGAGUGGGAGGAGCGAAUCAGGUUUGCCGUGCGUAUGGGCUACAAGGGCGAGCUGGUCGACACGCGCGUCAACGACGGUAACGAGGAGCCGCCCGAGCUCGAUGGCUACUGA